UCGACUGCUAUAAAUAUGGACAUUACUUGUGUUCCUAUUUCUUCAUCUCCAAUACACCACUCUUACUACAACAACACAAGGCAAGGCAAUCAAGAAAGCCCCAGAUUUCUAAACAUGACGAUUACAGAGUUGAGAGUUCAUAUGGACUGCGCUGGCUGCGAAACCAAGAUAAAGAAGGCUCUUAAGAAAAUCAGAGGAGUAGAUGAUGUGUAUACAGACGUUUUCAUGCAGAAGGUAACAGUCAUGGGUUGGGCAGACAAAAAAAAGGUUCUGAAAACAGUUAGAAAGACUGGAAAAAGAGCAGAGCUGUGGCCAUAUCCAUAUAACCCUGAAUACGAUAACUACAAUACCCAACAAUAUUAUUACCACCAAAAUCAAAACAUGACCAGUGAACCAAAUAUCAUGACCUUCUAUCGAGCACCACAAGCACAACCCUCUUCUAAAUACAACUACUACAAACACGGCUACGACAACGGCGACGAUUAUGGCAGAUACCAACCACCACUCUACUCCUCCAUCAUAGACGAGCAAGCCAGUGCCGUUUUUAGCGAUGACAAUCCCAAUGCUUGCUCCAUCAUGUAGUCAUGAUGGCCGGUGUACAAAUAAUAAUCAAGCAAUUAGUAGUCCUGAUUAUAUGUAUUGGAGUGAUGAGCGAUGUUUUAAUUUGUGCUUGCAUAUGUAAUUAACCAAACUUCCUGUAUGUUUUGGUUUGUAAUUUUGUGUACUGUAUGUGUGACAAAUUACUUAUCAUCAAUAUAAGGAGGUGUUACCUUCUACUAUAUGGUUUUUCA
Molecule: messenger RNA, 791 nt
Organism: Tripterygium wilfordii
Lineage: Eukaryota; Viridiplantae; Streptophyta; Magnoliopsida; Celastrales; Celastraceae
Product: heavy metal-associated isoprenylated plant protein 28-like
Exons: 3
Coding region: 16-582 (188 amino acids)
Molecular function (GO): metal ion binding
Source: RefSeq, a predicted model, not a curated record